GCGUUUGAUGUCAUUGUCGAUGCGUAUGGGUCGCAGGGUCUGUGGUAUGCGGCGGAACGGUGGUUGAAGCCUGGCCCCGGGCAUGUGUAUGUCUCCGUUGGGCCGGCGUUGGAGGCGUAUACCUUCCGCAGUGCGGUGGGGGUGUUGGUUAAGCAGAUGUUGAAUCGGCUCUUGCCGGUGUGGCUGGGUGGGAUAGACAGACAAUAUUGGCAGGUUACGGCUUGGGUGGAUGCGAAGAGGUUGGAGAGGCUGAGGGUGUUGGCUGAGGAGGGGGUCUUGAAGACGUGGAUUGGCGGUGUUUGGGGGUUCGAGAAUGCGAUUGAGGCAUAUGAGGUCUUAUUGAGUAAGCAUGCGAAGGGCAAAUUGGUCAUUCGUGUUCAGGAUGAGGUACUGUCUAGGACUGGAGAUUGA
Messenger RNA from Aspergillus fijiensis CBS 313.89, 411 nucleotides. RefSeq lists its product as uncharacterized. Lineage: Eukaryota; Fungi; Ascomycota; Eurotiomycetes; Eurotiales; Aspergillaceae. The transcript is spliced from 2 exons. The record is from RefSeq and is a predicted model, not a curated record. The annotation marks the transcript as partial.